Messenger RNA from Microthlaspi erraticum, 2025 nucleotides. NCBI's taxonomy places the organism in Eukaryota, Viridiplantae, Streptophyta, Magnoliopsida, Brassicales, Brassicaceae. The record is from the annotation of a GenBank genome assembly.
AUGCUCAUAGCCGUAGCUCUAUCUUUCUUUCAUUUCGUCUCCGUUCUCUGUAAUCUCUUCUCAAUUCAAUUCUCCGAGCUGCUCUAUUUUGUCUCCACCAUCACUCCUUCCUCCAUGCUUCUCCACUGUAACGUAGGCUAUUGCUCAACCUUUUCCCUCGUCGCCUCUUCUCUCCGCCGUCAGGACAAUCUCGACGAAUCACAAGAUACGCCAGUAAUCCGGCGCCGGCACAAUGCGAGAUCCCUUUCUCUAUUUAUCCGCCAUAACCAAGACCUCAAGCAUAGAAAAAACCUUAACGAAUCCGCAGAAGCCUUCGUUCCUCCGCCGCGAAAUGUAGACGGUGAAGAACGAUCGAAGCUUCUCGAGCUCUCUCUCGUCACCAGAAGAACACCACAGUUCCCUGGCUCAAUCUACGCCCAAUCUGCUUCCGAUGCUGAUGUCGCAUCAUCGCUUCCUUCGCUCCGUAAAUUUCUCGGCUCCGAUGGUGAUGACGACGGAGAAAGCGAGAGGGAAAUGAUAGCUAAGGCGCUAGAGAUCAGGCGGAAAGUGACGAAGGAGAUUAUCAAAGAGUCAUUGGUGAGGAAAGGUAGAUUUGGGAUCACGUACGCGACUAAUGUGACCGAUCGUGUGGGUGAGUUCGUUGAUCAUGUGAUGAUCGAAGCUGCGGCGUUAAAGCGGUUGCCGGAAUUUUCACAGUCAAGGUUCAAUCUUCGCGCCAGGACGGUUAUAGAGGACUCCAAUUUCGUGCCUCUUGUAAGGUGGUUGAAGCACCAUGAGUUUUCAUACAACAGAAUUGGGAAGAUCAUAUGCAUGUCGAGAGGGAAUCUUGACUCCAUAAGAGUCAUGAUCGAGUGGCUCAAGACCAUUCAUGUGAAGGGUGAGUUCAUUGGAGUUGCGUUCUUGAGAUCUAAGGGCAACAUUUUGCAACGCAGCCGUGAAGAGCUAGACGAGAUUGUUGAGUAUCUUGAGAGCAAUGGUGUGAGGAGGGAUUGGAUGGGAUAUGUGGUUGGCCGGUGUCCCGAGUUGCUUUCUUUCAGCAUGGAAGAAGUGAAAAGCCGUGUCGAUUUCUUCUUGAAAAUGGGUAUGAAUCAGAAUGACUUUGGCACUAUGGUCUUCGAUUAUCCAAAGAUUCUCGGAUACUUCUCAUUCCAAGAGAUGGAGAAAAAGAUCAGUUACCUGAAAGAGUUUGGGCUUAGCACAGAAGAUGUUGGGAGACUAUUAGCCUUCAAGCCACACCUCAUGGGAUGCAGUAUAGAAGAAAGAUGGAAGCCUCUCGUCAAAUAUUUCUACUACCUUGGAAUCUCCAAAGAAGGAAUGAAGAGAAUCCUUGUGGUGAAACCGAUUCUUUACUGCACUGAUUUGGAGAAGACGAUCGCACCAAAGGUAAGAUUUUUCCAGGACAUGGGAAUCCCUAAUGAGGCCAUUGGAAACAUGUUAGUAAAGUUUCCUUCUUUGCUAACGAACAGCCUCUACAAGAAAAUCCGACCAGUGGUGAUUUUUCUGUUAACCAGAGCCGGAGUAAGCCAGAAAGAUAUCGGCAAAGUGAUUGCACUGGAUCCAGCUCUCCUUGGAUGCAGCAUAGGGACGAAGCUAGAACCAAACAUGAGAUACUAUAUAUCUUUAGGAAUCCGAAUUCAUCAACUAGGCGAAAUGAUUGCUGAUUUCCCCAUGCUGCUUCGGUAUAACGUUGAUAAUCUGCGUCCGAAAUACCGCUACUUGCGAAGAACAAUGAUUCGUCCGCUCCAAGAUCUCAUUGAGUUUCCCAGAUUUUUUAGCUACUCAUUGGAGCGUAGGAUAAUCCCAAGGCACACCAUUAUGGUUGAGAACAGGGUUAACUUCAAGCUCAGACACAUGUUGGCUUGUACGGAUGAAGAGUUUGAGAGGAGGGUGAGAGAGAAAGUGGAGGGAAGAGAGAGGUUCGAAGCUGGUCUCUACUCUGAGGAUUCUCAGCCGUCGGAUGAGUCCAUCUCCGAUGAGGAGAUUGUCGUCUCUGACUCUCCGGAAGAAGAGGAAGAAUUAGCAUAA